AUGCUCCUUUAUUGCUUGGCUUUCUUCUUGGGGGGUUGCCAACUCGUGAGUCGUGACCGGUUCAUGUCCGCUCCACCAUCUCCCUUCUGCAGUGGCCAAUUGUUAGUGUCUUCAAGGGCUAUUGUGGUGUCAGACAAGAAGGUUUUCAAGCUUCUCCCGCAGGUCAUUAUCUACAAUAUAUGGCUAGAGCGCAAUGCUCAUAUCUUCCGUGGCACAUCACUGUCUCCUUCAGAUUUCUUCCGUGUCAUUGACCGAGCUAUGAGUGACAUGCUCUUUUCUUUCUUACCCUCAGUGUGCUUCUUCUUCAUCUAUGUUUGA
Messenger RNA from Eruca vesicaria subsp. sativa (arugula), 318 nucleotides. The record is from the annotation of a GenBank genome assembly. Lineage: Eukaryota; Viridiplantae; Streptophyta; Magnoliopsida; Brassicales; Brassicaceae.